Messenger RNA from Pseudogymnoascus verrucosus, 1474 nucleotides. It is a transcript of the gene RSM23, whose product is annotated as 37S ribosomal protein S23 mitochondrial. Bases 74 to 1474 code for a protein of 466 amino acids. Gene Ontology annotation, cellular component: mitochondrial small ribosomal subunit. NCBI's taxonomy places the organism in Eukaryota, Fungi, Ascomycota, Leotiomycetes, Thelebolales, Thelebolaceae. The transcript has 2 exons. Gene Ontology annotation, molecular function: structural constituent of ribosome. The record is from RefSeq and is a predicted model, not a curated record.
CUCGAAUACAAUCCAACUUUCGCAAAAGCCCCCAUCACAAUCCCCCAGAGCUCGCCAAUCCACAGCAUUGGCGAUGGCCUCGACGAAUUGCUGGAAGUGCCUGAUCAGGCCUUCCACCGCAGCAUCUCCAUAUGCCCUCUCCAAUGCCCAACGAGCAGCCGCCUUCUCGACCACGACAACCGUUGGCGCAGCGGCAAACGCAAAGCAGAAGCCGAAGGUGCCUAACAUGAAGGCGAAGGGCGCUGCGCAGUCAUUGAGGAUUAGGAAGAAGGCCCCUGUGAAGACCGGACGCCCGCCAGCUCCGGGAGAGAGAAAGGCGAUGCGGAAGCGAAUCGUACUGAGCAACACCAAUGCGCUGGAGGUUCAGGGACUCCAGGAGCUGAGCCCGGAGACAAUGGUGGAUGCCGCGAUGGUGGGCAAGGUGGUGACAAUCCCCGGACCAGUCAUCGAUCAAUUGAGAGUCGUGGAGGCGUUCAAGAAGAACCAGUCCUGGGAUCUCUUCCGAACACCCAGCAUACUUGUCCGAGACGAGACCGUCACCCUCUCCAAGAAGCUCCUCGACGCAGCAGCAGCAAAGAAAACAGCCUCUAUAAUCCUCUCCGGCUCCCGCGCAACGGGAAAGAGCAUGCUCCUCCUCCAAGCCAUGGCAACCGCCUUCGCCAAAGGCUGGAUCGUCAUCAGCAUCCCCGAUGCCAAAGAGGUCGCCACAGCCGUAACAGCCUACACCCCCCUCCCCGGCACCACCCCCCUCCAAUUCUCCCAAAACGUCUACACCGCCACCCUCCUCUCCCAAAUCGGCAAAGCGAACGACGCCAUCCUCUCCGCCCACACCGUCAAGCAGACACACACCCUCCCCAUCCCCAUCCCGCCCAACACGACCCUCACGCGCCUCGCCGAGCUAGGCGCCCGCGACCCAGAGGCAGCAUGGCCUAUUUUCCAAGCUCUCUGGAAGGAGAUCACGGCGGCCGGGUUCCCGCCUAUCCUGCUCGCUACGGAUGGACUGAACCACAUGAUGACUUUCUCGGCGUAUCGCGCGCCGGAUUUCAGCCAGGUGCAUGCGCAUGACCUGGUGCUGGUUAAGCAUUUCGUGGACCACAUUUCUGGUGCUAAGACCCUGCCUAACGGCGGUGCAGUGGUGGCUGCUACGACUUCGGGGAACAUCCCCAAGACGGAGGCGAUGAACUUGGCGUUCCAGCAGAUCCAGGAGAAGGCUGCUGGGGAGCAAGUUACGCUUCCCUCGCCGUGGGUGGUGACGGAUGCGCGGGUGAUGGAGAGUUUGAAGAAUGUGGAUCUUAUGUCGUUGAAGGGGCUGACGAAGGCGGAGGCGAGGGGAUUGAUGGAGUAUUGGGCUGCGAGUGGGGUGUUGAGAGAGGCGGUUGAUGAGAGGAGUGUUGCGGAGAAGUGGUCGGUGGCGGGUAAUGGGGUGGUGGGGGAGAUUGCGAGGGGGGCGCUGAAGAUGCGUAUUGUAGCAUAG